CCUGCCUUGCAGUACGUGCCUGGAUAGUUUGUGGAUAUAAUUACUGACUGGAAUCUGGGCUGUUGCAGUUGAGCGUGGGGGGGAGAGAGGAGAAAAGAAAGCAUCCCCCCCCCCUCUCCGCCGACCCUUCUUGCUCCCCCCCACACAUUUUUUUAUCUCCCCCUUUGCUGGUGGUUCGGACAUUUAAUGUAUUGAAUGAACUGGAAUUGCUUUCCGUGUGAGGAGGAUGGUUGCUGUUACUUUGUGAUGAGAUCGGGAAUGAAUUGCUCGGUUUAAAAAUGCUGCUUUGGAUUCUGUUGCUGGAGACGUCUCUUUGUUUUGCUGCUGGAAACGUUACAGGGGACGUUUGCAAAGAGAAGAUCUGUGCCUGCAACGAGAUAGAAGGGGAUUUGCACGUAGACUGUGAGAAAAAAGGAUUUACCAGCCUGCAACAUUUCACCGCCCCAACUUCCCAGUUUUACCAUUUAUUCCUGCAUGGCAAUUCCCUGACUCGACUUUUCCCUAAUGAGUUUGCUAACUUUUACAAUGCGGUCAGUUUGCACAUGGAAAACAACGGUUUGCAUGAGAUUGUUCCUGGGGCUUUCCUUGGGCUGCAGCUGGUGAAACGCUUGCACAUAAACAACAACAAGAUCAAAUCGUUCAGGAAGCAGACUUUCCUGGGGCUGGACGAUCUGGAAUACCUCCAGGCAGAUUUUAAUCUGUUGCGGGAUAUUGACCCGGGAGCAUUUAGGGACUUAAACAAGCUAGAGGUGCUGAUUUUAAAUGACAAUCUCAUCAGCACCUUGCCCCCCAACGUGUUUCAGUAUGUGCCGAUCACCCACCUCGACCUCCGGGGAAACCGUCUUAAAACCUUGCCUUACGAGGAGGUCCUGGAGCAGAUCCCAGGCAUUGCUGAAAUCCUGCUAGAGGAUAACCCCUGGGACUGCACUUGCGAUCUGCUGUCAUUGAAAGAAUGGCUGGAAAACAUACCUAAAAACGCUUUGAUCGGCAGAGUGAUUUGUGAAGCUCCCACUAGGUUGCAGGGCAAAGAUUUAAAUGAGACCACAGAGCAGGAGCUGUGUAAAAAGAACAGAGUAGACUCCAGCCUAGCUGCUCCCCCUGCCGAAGAAGAAACCUGUGAUCCUGGUCCCAUUCCAACCCCCUUUAAAAUACAUGGCAAAGAAGACCCUGCCACGCCAGGAUCUGCUCCAAACGGAGGUACAAAGAUUCCUGUCAACUGGCAAAUCAAGACCAAACCCACUGCUGCCGUGUCGACAGUGAGUGCGAAGAGCAAACUACCCGCUACCUUUUCCUGCCCGCACAUCUGCAGCUGUGACCAGAUCCCUGGCUCGGGUUUAAAGGUUAAUUGCAAUGAUAGGAAUGUGAGCAGCUUGGUGGAUUUGAAGCCCAAGCCCUCCAAUGUGCAGGAGCUGUUUCUGAGAGACAACAAAAUACACACUAUCAGGAAAUCCCACUUUCUGGAUUACCGAAAACUUAAUUUACUCGAUCUGGGCAACAACAACAUUGCCACCGUUGAGAACAACACCUUCAAGAACCUCUUUGAUCUCCGAUGGCUCUACAUGGAUAGCAAUUACCUAGACACCCUGUCCCGGGAGAAAUUUGCUGGGCUGCAAAACCUGGAGUAUCUGAACGUGGAGUUUAAUGGGAUCCAGAUGAUCAUGCCUGGCACCUUCAAUGCGAUGCCCAAACUGAGAGUCCUCAUCCUCAACAACAAUCUGCUGAGGUCUCUCCCAGUAGACGUGUUCGCCGGGAUCUCACUUUCCAAGCUGAGCAUACACAACAAUUAUUUCAUGUACCUCCCAGUGGCGGGGGUGCUGGACCAGCUCACCUCCAUCACCCAGAUCGACCUGCACGGCAACCCAUGGGACUGUACGUGCCCUAUCGUGCCUUUCAAACAGUGGGCAGAGAUGCUGCGCCCCAAGGUGAUUAUGAGUGACCUGAGGUGUGAGUCCCCUGAAGAUUUCUUCAAGGAGGAUUUCGAGUCUCUCUCCAACGAUGUGAUUUGCCCUCAGUUAAAAAUCUCUCCCACAUUAACUUCUACUAACAAAAACAGCACCGGGUUGACAGAGACAGGUACUCACUCCAACUCCUACUUGGAGACCAGCCGGGUCUCUAUUUCGGUGCUAGUGCCAGGGCUUCUGCUGGUUUUUGUGACCUCUGCCUUCACAGUGGUUGGCAUGCUGGUUUUCAUCCUGAGGAACAGAAAACGGUCCAAGAGGAGGGACGCCAACUCCUCUGCAUCUGAAAUCAACUCCUUGCAGACGGUCUGCGACUCGUCCUACUGGCACAACGGGCCCUACAGCGCCGACGGGGCCCACAGGGUGUACGACUGCGGCUCCCACUCCCUGUCGGACUGAGGCGGCGGGCGGGGCGGGGGCGGCCGCCACCCGGGACCGGCCAUCCAUGCGCCGGCCGGGGACAGCUCUGCACCUCCGCCGCUACCUUUUGUGAGAAGAGAAACACACAGACACACGCACGCCCUUCCUCACGACCCGCAUAGCAAGCGCCGAGGCCCAGUGGGCGGCGGGGGGAGCCCGGCGCCGGAGCGCAUCCCUGCAGCGCUGCGCAGCCCGCCGCGGUGCGCGCAUCCCCCGCCCGUGCGCGGCCGGAGCAGCGACGGACAGACGAGGAACAGAUUCCCUCGGCUCCGGCAGGGCGAAACACGGCUCCUGGUUUUGUUGGGCUUUUGUUCAAUUGUGUUGGGGUUUGAUUUGCUUUUUUGCCCUCUUCCCUUGUGGACCGACCCCUUUCCAAGAGGCCGGGAAAAUGAGGGGAGCAGAGGACUGGUGUUGGCCUCCUCCUGACGGCCAAGCAGGAGUGGAAAGUUGCACGAAGGCAUGAAUGUAAUGUAAAUAAAUGACUCCGACUCCGAAACAAACAGACAAAUGGACAAAAAAAAAAAAAAAAAAAAAAAAGUGCUGCAUGGCUCGCAUGGAUACAACGCACCCCAGGGACGCUCCAGCCCCCGACUGGAAGCAGCGUCUAGUUCACACCAUCAUCCCUCUUACCUGAUAAGUCCCUUCGUAUCAAACCUUCUAUAUACGAAAUACAGUAUAAUAAUAAAAAGUGCCAUUUCGCCAGAUUUUUUUUUGUGUGAUCAAUAGGCAGUAGAGAUCGUACUUUUACUGUGGAAAAAAAAUUGUAAAGAUUUUAUUUAAGACAUAGUUGCAUGAAUAUUCUCAUUGGAUUUUUUAAAUUUUAUUUUUAUUUUUACGUCUAGGUGGGAAUUACUUUGCUGGGAGAGAUUUGCUUUGUUAAUAAUGGGUUGUGUUUCAUUUUUUCAGGGGAGGUGGGGAGGGUAGGCUUUGGUUUUGUUUUCUCUCUCUUCUUUUUCAAUAUACAUAAUCAGUAUUGCCUUUCCAUCUGAAUGUAAAAAUUAGUACCCUUGAUUUCUAUUAUGGUAACAGUGUAAACAUAAAAAAACAAAAAAAAAUCCAAGGCAGUUAAGCAUGACCAAUUAAUGUCACUCUAGCGCUUAGGCUGCAAAGUUUAAUGGUAGAAAAUUCUGUGCUGUUGUAAAUCUUACUAUAACUUGAGGAAAACAGAACUGAGGAAGCAAGUGAAACUUACUAAUUCUAUUCGAGGAUUUUAUAAUGGCAUAUUUUUUCAGUAUUAAAGUGAAAAUGUUUUCAA
Lonchura striata (white-rumped munia) is the source of this 3633-nucleotide messenger RNA. The record is from RefSeq and is a predicted model, not a curated record. Lineage: Eukaryota; Metazoa; Chordata; Aves; Passeriformes; Estrildidae.